GGAAAAGUUUUCUUGAACUGUUUAAGUAAUAUUGACUUAAAUAUAAUUGUUACGAAACUUUAAUAUUUAGACUUAAGAUUUUGUGUGAUCAUUAAACUCAACAGGGGAUAAACACAGUUGAGAGCCUGAAUGAUGCUCCUGUUUUGUACACAAGUUAAUAGUCUCAGCAGAAAUACCAAAACACCUUUACCUCUUCUGGCCAGUUCUGACUAAUACCACGCUGUUUCAUCUGGAUGAUAGACUAGAUUUGCCUUAAUCAUGUAUUCCCUCCCUGCAGUAGUUUGCUUUACACUUUUUGGUCCCACAAGAAGGAAAGCAUUUCGAAAAAUAGGCAUCUGAAGUUCCUCAAAGAAAGGAAAUGCUGUUUGCCUUUAGUGCCAUUUGUAAGUAUCAAGGGGACUUGAUGGCAGCAACAUUGCAUUUUGGUAGGUUUGCCAUGAAAAAACUAGUUUUUGUAAUGAGGUUAUAAUAUAGCUUAGACAUUUUACUAGGUGAAACAUGAAGGCUUGAUUAGUAUUAAUGUAGUGGUAUGUAUAUCGCUGUUAAAAAUCGUGGUGUGUUAGAAUUUCUAACAAUUUAAAGUGAUACUGCACUUAACAUCAUACUUUGUGUUGGUAUUAACUCAGUAAUACAAGAUUUUGAAGCAGCUAAUGUUUUGUGUUUGCCAUUAACAACAGAAUUACUUGAUUGAAGGGGUAUUCAAACACGUUUAGAUCACUAUAAUUAGAUCUGUGUUCGAAUUGAAAUUUGAACUUUUCAACAUUACUUAAAACUUUCAUUUUCCUUGUUUGUUUUCAUAUUUAUGUUUUCCCUUUUUUAGCAUUUCUUCUAAUAGAAAACAAUCUUGUAUUAAUGAGUAGGAGCUAUAUUAACAUUAGCAUACUAUAUUCCUGGAUCGUACAGUUUCACAGUGGAAGGAAUCUCAGAACAACUACCCUUAACCUGUCUUUUACAAUAUAUGGAGGAACAGAUGAUUAAGUUAGUGGUGUAAGGGAAGAUUGUCUUUUAGCUUUUACCCCAUUGCUGUUUUCGUUUUUCAUAUUGCAAGUAUGAUAAGGUUAAUAUCGGCAACUAAUAAUGAUUAAAAAAGAAAAGCAAGGGAGUGUUAUUGAGAAUACUUGUAAAUUAAAUAUUAUAUUCAUGAGAACAUCUGUAACAGUUAAAAACUUUUCUUUAAUGUUAUAUGGUGACUUAGUUUUUAAAGUGACUUUCAAUGAAACAAAUUCAUACACAAAUGCAGACAUUUCAGAUAAUUUCAGAGUAGUGUUGCUUUUAAAUUUUGAGGUUUUCCAAAAGCUAUCUUUGACCCAGAAAUUGAAAAGUUAAAAAACAACAACAACUAGGUACUUGAUAAACUUCUUGGAAAGUUUGAAAUAACUGCCAAUUAUUGCCAGUUAUUACAUAAGAAAAGAAAUGAGGUACAUGCUGAAAACCAACAAGCUAGUGCCUUUUUUUUUGUAAUAGUGUUUUGGUUGGAUAAAUGAACAUGCCACUCAGAGUGUUUCUUUUGUUUAAAACAACUUUUUAAGACUAACAACAACAACUACUACUGCUGAGUAGAUUUGUAUAUUCUGUUAGGAAAUUCAAUAAGUAGUAAAAUCAUUUAUGGUGGGAUCCUACCAGUGGUCUUUAACUUCUUUGGAUGUCAAAUUUAGCAGCAGGUUAAAUUGUUUUAAAGUUUUAAAGUUUUUAUGGGCCAUUUAAGGUGCUUUUAAAUUAUUGAAUUUUCUAAGAAAUUAUAAGCUAUUUGAUAAUUUUCAACACUAUGUAAGUGAGUGGAUUUAAUUCACUUUAGUUUUGUGAUAAUUAGGGUUACUUUCAGGUUAUUUGUAGUUAUAAAGUAAGUCUGUCACUUACACACCUUAAACAUUUUCCAGUUUUAAUUUGUCAUUUAUGUUAUAAGAGGGAGAGUUUGGUUGAAUUGAGACUAUAAUGGGUAGCAGGAGGGGAAAAGAAAAACUCGAGGAGAGUCAUAGAAGUGAUGGGGAUAUCUGCAAUUUAGAGAAAGGUGAAGUCUAUCUUUCUGUCAUCCCAGAUACACUAUUAUUAAUACUUGUUUAGGGUUACUUAUUUAGACUUUUAGGAUGUGAUUUUGGAAGGAAAAGAGGGAAUUUUAUUCUUGUGGGAAUGCUUUUUAUUUAGAUCUUUAGGCAGUUACAGCUUGUGGCAAAUGUAGAAAUUGCCUUGUUGAAUUAUCUAGCCCUACUUUUGCAAAGCACUAAUUUUAGUAGUCCUUUAAAAAAAGUGUUAUUUACAUUUUUUAAGUUGAUAGCCUUGCAAAAUAUGAGAAUGAAGAAUGGAUGCUAUAAUACUUAAGAUGCAUAUUUAAAUUAGUUUUAAAUGUUUUUACAUUUAUUGGUUAUUAAUCCCUCUGGUAUAGGGAAUCUGUUUUGUACAUGGAGAAUCUAUAUAUAUUGAACAAAAUUAUGAGAUAUAGGAUUGACUGAAGUAGGUCUAGAAAUGGUGUUUUUGAUGCAGAUUUAUUAGAGAGAAAUAGCUGCUUUGAUAGUGCAAGCCAUUUACACCAUUUAGUUUUGAGGGACUUGAGAAUAAUCAAACUGAUUCUAGCACUAGCUCACCCUGCUGGUUGGCUGAAGUAUUUCUCCUCUUUCCACUGGGGUUGGGGACCAAACAUAAAACCAAACAUAAAGAUCACAUGUGACCUAGAGGGUAGUAGAACACCAAAUACAGUUCAGUUUUUCUUCAGGGAGAUGGAGUUCCCAUGAAAAAAGUGUUUUUCCUCACCUCUAAGGUCUCAGUUGCUCCACCCUUUAAUUUUUUCUCAGAUCUGCCAAAGUUAACUGGAAUUACCAUCCUUUUGGAACUUAACUAGGAUCUUUUACGUGAUUAUGGAGAGUUAGUAUGUUUUUGUUCUUUUAAAUUCAAGAUAAGAAAUCCUUUGACAAUUGAGAAAUAUUAGGAAGAAAAACAGAAAGUCCCGUGAGAUAACGUUCCAAGAGGAAAAAAGCAGAGGAUAUCAAGAGGAAGAGGAGGAAGAACCUGCCAGGGCAGAAGCAGUAGCAGUGCACUUCUCUUGGGGGAAAAUGAGACUGGAUUAAGCAUAUUGUGAAUUUUUAAAAGAUUUCUGAAGUACAAUGACAUACUAAAUCACAUGUUUAAACUGUACAGUUUGAACAGAUUUGAUAUUUGUAUACACCCAUGAAAUCAUCACCACAGUCAAAGGUUUGAUUUAAUUUCGGAUGAGAUUGUUCUUGAAGCAAGAUGUUAAUAAGACAAAACCUAGACUAAAUGUGUUAAGUGGGCUUGCCAACAAUAUGGAUGAUUUGAAGAUAAACACCGAUAUUACUGGUGCUAAAGAAGAACUCCUAGAUGACAACAGUUUUAUCUCAGAGAAAGAGAGUGGAGUUCAUAAACCAAAAGAUUGUCAAACAUCAUUUCAGAAAAACAAUACAUUGACUCUGCCUGAAGAACUGUCAAAGGACAAAUCUGAAAAAGCCUUAAGUGGAGGCCAGUCUACUCUAUUUAUACAUGCCGGUGCUCCUACUGUUCCUAGUGAAAACUUUAUUUUGCCUAAAGGAGCUGCUGUUAAUGGACCAGUUUCACACUCCUCCCUAACUAAGACUUCCAGUAUGAAUAAAGGCAGUGUUUCAUUAACCACUGGACAGCCUGUGGAUCAGCCAACAACAGAAUCUUGUUCAGCUUUGAAGGUAGCAUCUGAUCUGCAGCUGUCUACACCACAGAAAGCAAGUCAACACCAAGUUUUAUUUUUGUUGUCAGAUGCAGCACAUGCUAAGAAUCCAACCCAUUCCAUUAAAAAACUACCUACCUCUGCUUCAGUUGGUUGUGACAUUCAGAAUUCAGUAGGGAGUAAUGUAAAGUCAGAUAGCACUUUAAUAAAUCAAGUAGAGGUGGGUGAGGAUAGUGAAGAUGUAUUAGUAAAAGAUGAUUGUGUCAAUACAUUAACAGGAAUUUCCUCAGGUACAGAUAAAUAUAGGUCAGAAAAUGAUACAAACUGGGAUCCUCAAAAAGAGUUCAUUCAUUUUCUUAUGACUAAUGAGGAAACAGUGGAUAAAGCUCCAGUUCACUCUAAAGUAGGUCUAGAAAAAAAGAGAAAGCGAAAAAUGGAUGUAAGCAAGAUAACUCGUUAUACUGAGGAUUGCUUUAGUGAUUCUAAUUGUGUACCCAAUAAAUCAAAGAUGCAAGAAGUAGAUUUUCUGGAACAGAACGAAGAACUACAAGCAAUAGACUCACAGAAAUAUGCAUUAUCAAAAGUCAAGCCUGAGUCAACUGAUGAAGACUUGGAAUCUGUGGAUACUUUUCAACAUCUGAUUUAUAACCCAGAUAAAUGUGGAGAAGAUAGUUCACCUGUUCAUACUAGCACUUUUCUUUCAAAUUCCUUAAAAAAGAAAUGUGAAGAGAGUGAUUCUGAGUCACCUGCUACUUUCAGUAAUGAAGAGCCAUCAUUCUACCCCUGUACAAAGUGCAAUGUGAAUUUUAGGGAGAAAAAGCAUCUCCACAGGCAUAUGAUGUAUCAUUUAGAUGGGAACAGUCACUUUCGCCAUCUUAAUGUCCCAAGGCCAUAUGCUUGUAGAGAAUGUGGACGGACAUUUCGAGAUCGAAAUUCACUUCUAAAACAUAUGAUUAUUCACCAAGAAAGACGACAGAAAUUGAUGGAGGAAAUUCGUGAAUUGAAAGAACUUCAGGAUGAAGGAAGAAGUGCACGAUUACAGUGUCCUCAGUGUGUGUUUGGUACCAAUUGCCCUAAAACAUUUGUGCAACAUGCUAAAACCCAUGAAAAAGAUAAAAGGUACUACUGCUGUGAAGAAUGUAACUUUAUGGCAGUGACAGAAAAUGAAUUAGAAUGCCAUCGAGGCAUUGCCCAUGGGGCAGUGGUAAAAUGCCCUGUGGUUAGUUCUGAUAUAGCCCAGAGAAAAACACAAAAAAAGACCUUCAUAAAAGACUCUAUUGUGGGAUCAUCAAAAAAAUCAGCUACCUACGUAUGUAAGAUGUGUCCUUUUACUACUUCAGCCAGAAGUAUUUUAAAAAAGCACAUGGAGUACUUGCAUUCAUCAUCAUGUGUUGAUUCAUUUGGUAGUCCUCUUGGACUUGAUAAGAGAAAAAGUGACAUUCUUGAAGAACCUAUAGAUAUUGAUAGCACUAAACCAUUAAAUAAACAGCAGUCAACCACAUUUCCAAAGAACUCUGCUUUAAAACAAGAUGUGAAGCGAACAUUUGGAUCAACUUCACAAUCAGGUAAUUUUUCAAAAUUUCAUAAGCGGCCACACAGAAUACAAAAAGCUCGGAAAAGCAUCACCCAGUCAGGUGUAAACAUGUGCAAUCAAAACAACUCUGCUCACAAAGCUGUUAUUAAAAGCAGCAUUGACCAAAAACCUAAGUAUUUCCAUCAAACAGCAAAAGAAAGAUCUAAUGCCAAGGCAAAUAACAACUAUUUAUAUAGACACAAAUAUGAAAACUACAGGAUGAUCAAAAAAUCAGGUGAAUCAUAUCCUCUUCAUUUCAAAAAAGAAGAAGCUAGUUCAUUAAAUUCUUUACAUCUCUUUUCAUCAUCAAGUAAUUCUCACAACAGUUUUAUUUCAGACCCUCAUAAGCCUGACAACAAAAGUCCAGAAAGUUUCAAAGACCACAGGCGUGUAGCUGUAAAGAGAGUAGUUAGAGAAUCUAAGAAGGAAAGUUCUGUUGGAGGAGAAGACUUGGAUAGCUAUCCAGAUUUUUUGCAUAAAAUGACAGUUGUUGUUUUGCAAAAACUUAAUUCUGAAAAAAAAGAUAGUUAUGAAACAGAAGAUGAAAGUUCAUGGGAUAAUGUUGAGCUAGGAGACUACACUACACAGGCCAUAGAAGAUGAAUCCUAUAAUGAUAUUAAUCAAGAACAUGUAAACUUAUUCCCUCUGUUUAAAAGCAAGGUGGAAGGUCAAGAUUCUGGAGAAAAUGCUACACUUAGUUAUGAUCAAAAUGAUGGCUUUUAUUUUGAGUAUUAUGAAGAUGCUGGCACUAACAACUUUUUGCAUGACAUACAUGAUCCUCAGCAUUUAGAAAAUGCAGAAACUUCAUUGUCAAAGCAUAGUUCUGUUUUUCAUUGGACUGAUUUGUCUCUUGAGAAGAAAUCGUGUCCUUACUGCCCGGCAACAUUUGAAACAGGUGUUGGGUUAUCAAAUCACGUCCGGGGACAUCUUCACAGAGCAGGAUUAAGUUAUGAAGCUCGUCAUGUUGUAUCACCAGAACAAAUAGCCACAAGUGACAAAAUGCAACAUUUCAAAAGAACUGGCACAGGGACCCCUGUUAAGCGAGUUAGAAAAGCUAUAGAGAAGUCUGAAACCACUUCUGAACACACUUGUCAGCUCUGUGGUGGUUGGUUUGAUACUAAAAUUGGAUUAUCAAAUCAUGUUAGAGGCCACCUGAAAAGACUUGGAAAGACCAAAUGGGAUGCUCACAAAUCUCCUAUCUGUGUUCUAAAUGAGAUGAUGCAAAAUGAAGAAAAAUAUGAAAAAAUCUUAAAGGCAUUGAACAGUCGUCGUAUUAUUCCCAGACCAUUUGUAGCUCAGAAACUUGCAUCAAAUGAUGACUUUCUAUCUCAAAAUGUUAUACCUCUUGAAGCAUACCGUAAUGGCCUAAAGACUGAAUCUCUGUCAGUGUCUGCAUCAGAGGAAGAAGGGCUGAAUUUCUUAAAUGAAUAUGAUGAGACAAAACCAGAACUGCCUAGUGGAAAAAAGAAUCAGUCUCUUACACUGAUAGAACUUCUUAAAAAUAAAAGGAUGGGAGAAGAAAGGAAUUCUGCUAUUUCUCCUCAAAAGAUCCAUAAUCAGACAGCAAGAAAGAGAUUUGUUCAGAAAUGCGUUCUUCCAUUAAAUGAAGACAGUCCAUUGAUGUAUCAUCCACAAAAAAUGGACUUCACUAUGCACUCAGGUAUGCCUGUGAAGCUUAGAACAUGUGUGCAUUGCAAUACGACGUUUACAAGUGCUGUUAGCCUGUCCAACCACUUACGCGCUUAUGCACGAAAGAAGAGUGCUGGACUUUUGACUGGUACAGCCUUAGAUUGUAAGCAAAAGAAAUCAAGGUCAAGAUCUGGAAGCAAGAAGAAAAUGCUGACAUUACCUCAUGGUGCUGACGAGGUUUACAUUCUCCGAUGCAGGUUUUGUGGCCUAGUCUUUAGAGGACCAUUGUCUGUUCAGGAAGACUGGAUUAAGCACUUACAACGACACAUUGUAAACGCUAAUCUUCCACGGACUGGAGCUGGCAUGGUGGAAGUCACAUCACUACUUAAAAAGCCUGCCUCUAUUACAGAAACUUCAUUUUCUCUACUAAUGGCAGAAGCAGCGUCAUAGAACCAGGAAAUCUUUUAAAUAGCAAAUUUGAAUUGGAUGUAAAUUUGAAAUUAUUUCUUUUUUUAAAAGCCACAUUAAAUUAUCCAUUUAUAAAUACUAAAGCAGGAAAAUGGGGAAAAGUGAAUUAUAGUAAAAUCAGAGCAAAUCGAAUACUUAAAACAGUGAGUAGUCUACUAUAUUUUAUAUAGGGUGGAAAACGUGUUUUUAAGGUUUACUAAAUUUUGUUGGUUAACUAUGUUCACUCAAUAAAAGAUCAGUACAUGUAAGCAGCCAUUUAUAAACUGUUGCACAUGGAUACUUAAGAGACAGACUUAUUGGAAAAUUAUGUUUUCUGCAGUGUUACCACAAUCAAGGCUCUGUUUAUUCCCCACAAGACUUGCAUAGAAAAAUAAGAUAUUAUAUUUUGUUUGUAUGUAUUUAGUGUUUUGUAUAAUACCAGGAACUGCUAACUAAAUUUACUCAAUUUAGGGCAUUAAAUAUCAUGUACUUCAUAGUUUGAGACUGUUCACUCAAAUAGGGCAGAGUACUAUUCUAUCUAGACGUGUAAGUGUUUUUUUUAAAUCACACGGAACGGUUUUUUUUAUACUAAAAAGUGGAGGGAGAUUUGUUUAAACAAGUAUUUCUAAAAGAAAUAUGUACAUAGUCCUGGAAAUUAUUUGUGGUAAGGAAAUAUUCUUUACUCCAAUUGCAUUUCUCAGACAAUAAAGUGGUGCAUCCAUGCUACCUCCUACUUUGUCAACAAAGAUGCUAUUUACCCUUUACAUUUUUGUAUCAUAAUAGAUGAAAAAAAUCUAAUGUUCUUUAUUGCAAGACAUUCUUUUGUUAACAGAUUUCUUUUUAAUGUUUUACCUAAAAUUUGACAUGCUUACAGGACAGGUUUGCCUCUUACUUUAUUUAACAUUGUAGAAAUGUAAUUAAUAAACAAUGCUCACUACACAAUUUAGAAUAGGCGUUCUCAUUUAUAUUAUCUUCCAAAUUUGAUCAGUUAGCAAAACUUAAUACACCAAUUAAAAUAUUUCUACAUAUGAUGAGAAUGUUUACAAUUUAAAUUUUAGAACUUGUUUUGGAUGUGAUUAUAUGUACGAAAAUCGUGUAACACUAUGCUCAUGCUAAGAACCGACAUAACGGAAUUACUGAAAUAAAUGUGCUGUGAGGAAUGGAAAAUAUGGUGCAGGUGUCUUGGUCAUGAUAAAUUGUGGUUCUUCUUUUAAACUCUUUCCACAAACAAAUUACUACUUUUAAUCUGAAAUCAGAUUCCUUUACAAAUAACAGUUUUUGUAUGCAAGCACCAUUUCAUUUUAUUUCAUGUAGUAUGGCUAAUACUAUAGUUGAACCAAGAAUAUGCAUUGAUUCUUUGCUUUGUCUGUAAAUAAAGUUAAAAACAGUUAAAAUAAGGAGUAUUUUAGUAGAGUAUAUACAUACCUCACUGCCAGUGAAAUUGCUUUCCUAUGGUAUAUCUCCUUACCAGAAAAAUCUCUAAAUAAAAAAAGACUUAAAGAAAAUUA
Molecule: messenger RNA, 8806 nt
Organism: Microcebus murinus (gray mouse lemur)
Lineage: Eukaryota; Metazoa; Chordata; Mammalia; Primates; Cheirogaleidae
Source: RefSeq, a predicted model, not a curated record